AUUGAUUUUUGAGGGCGUACAGGGCAUCCUAAAGAGAAAGAGAAAGUGUUUCAGUAAAACAAUGAUUAACAACUUUAAGGAAAGAGCAUGAACUGGUGCAGUCAACUCCACAUGUCUUACAGGAAACAGAAGCAGAAACAUGGGAAGCUGCUGGACAAGGAAAGUGAAAGGGACUAUUAUUAUUCAGUCGUUGUUCUGCAAGCAACACAGCCAGACAAGGUAACAGCAAGAAAGUAGUUAUGACUCACACCCAAAUCCCCUCCUAAACAAAGCCCUCAAAGUCAAUCAUCAACUUACUUUCUGAAAGUGUACAAGGAAAUAAGAGGUUCUUUGAUUCCAGUCAGAUGCUUACCUGAAGAAACGAGAGGACAAGCACUUCUUCACACUGAGGUUUUAAGUGCCAAGAUGUGUCUGCCACAACUGGGGGUACUUUGGCUUUUUGUUGCUGUCAGACUCACAACAGCAGAGCAGGUGACGGUACACACGAGUGACUCUGUAAGAGUGUCAUGUCUUCAGAGUGUCACCCUUCACUGCAACAUCACUUCCCAGGAGGAGCUGCAGAUCAAGCAUCUGUCCUGGUUCAACGCAGACAUUCCAGACUCGACACUGUGUGAAGUUAACCCGCAGACAGGGGAGAUCGAGCCGCCGAACCCACAGAACCCACAGAACCCACAGAACUUACACAGACGCGUGCAGUGCACUUACACCCCAUCCUCCCAGCUGACCCUGACCCUGUUCCCCGUACGACCACAUGAUCAGGGAACGUACACCUGCAAGCUGCGCUCAACCAAAGGGAUAAAGGUUUCAACUACGCGCGUGGAGUUACAAGAGUGCUACAGGGAGGCCUUUGCCAGCUUCAACGACCUGGGUCCCACCUGCGUCUUCACUGGGGUCUACCCUGACGGAGAUGUACACUGGUUCCAGGGAACCAACAACCUGACUGGGGACGCCCAAAACAACACUAAGCAAGAGGAGGUUGGAGGUGCGCGGACUGUGACUAGUUCCCUGAAGAUAGGAAAUGAGGGAGGGGCCUACAACUGUUCCCUGUGGAUACCCAGCACCGGAGUCUACCUGACCAGUAGAGAUAUAGGAUGUGUGGAGGAAUCUUCUUUUCGUUCCAAAUCAAUAGCCGGAUGUGGGGUGGCGGCAUUCGGACCUGUGUGGACACUCUAUUUUUUUUUUCUCUUCUUGCAUUCCAUUGUUUCCUCUGUAUAGCAAACAGCAGUAUCAUUUAAGCAACGCUGGCCGCUGUGUGUGGUUCCUCUCAGAACACAACACAAUUCCCAGAUGAAAUGGCCUGAUAACCUGGCUCAAGAACAAAUCAGUGGACAUUAGGGGAAUUUAUGUGAAUGUGUGUAUGUGUGCAUGUGAUUCCUUGGGUGAUCAGCAUCUUUGAUGGACGGCAUAAUAAUUCAACAGACUCACACACAAUUUGCACAUAACAAGGAGUAACGGCAUUUCAGGGAGAUCUGAUUUGUGUGAAAAUUGGGUGAUCCAAUAUCACACUGUAAAUAAUGUUUUGCUGAGGAGUUGUGGUCAGUGAUGGUGGUCAUAAACGCUAGCGACACAGACCCCAAUACCUGUGAGUUUGAAUCAUGACACAGUGGAUUUUUCUUGUCCAUAAUUAACGCCCCUUAACCAUACAGGAGUGUUACCUAACCUUAAUCACUUUUGCUCUCUUACCUUAACCCCUAACCAUAACCAUUCUGGAGUAUUACCUAGCACAACGCUUCCCUAAAACAGACAAAAUGUUUUAGUGCAUAUUUAGUAUGUGUCUGUGUAUGUUCAAGAUCUACAAACUGCUUAUUUUUACAACCAUUUCCUUAACUGGACAAAGAAACACAGAGAAUACCACUUAGCAGUGUCGGCCGAACCCGGAAACAGAUGUUUCUCAGGAUACAGUCUUUCAGCAAAACUCUCAGCACCUUCCUUUUCCCUUGAAACACCGAUGCCUGAGAGUUGGUCCUUACGUUUCCUUUAGGCCUGUUAGCCAACAAAGACAUUGCACUGACCUCACUGUCUUUCUCAGGUUGGCAAAUGUUGCCCUCUGCUGAUGUCAAAAGAGUACUGCUGAUUUUUUUUAAGUAACAACCUUAAUUGUAAUUUCAGAUGGCAUUAAUGCAACUGCAAAUCAUAGUCCAUCCAAGCUACAUAGCUCUAUGUCGGAUGUGAAGCCAUAGUCAUGUAUUAAAAAGGUGGCAACAGGGAAGAAUCCAAGAAUAACCUAGCGUUCAAGAGCUUGGGCCAGUAUACAUAAAGUUGUUGUUUUGAAUCCCAGAACCAACACGGUGAAAUCCCUGUUGUUCUGUCCCUUUACAAGACAGAUAACCCUAACUGCUUCCAGGUGAUUGCGGUAAAUUGGAAUCAUAAGAACAUUCAUUUCUGAUUUUAAAAAAAGGCCAGUGAGCAAAUUUUGUUCUCUCUUUUUGUUCUACUUCUACUGAAUUCGUUACUUGGUACAUUAAUUAAAGAAAGCAAUGUCAAAAUGUAGCAUUAUUUAACUUGUCUUUUCAUAUAUACAGGGACUUGGAUUUAAACAAUAAUUAUGAUAAUUUUACUCUCAGUUCUCACCAAGACAUACAGCACGUAAUAUAAGGCUUCAAAGAAUGUUUAUUUAUACGUAAGAAAUUAUUUUAUCAUUCUUUGCUUUUUGAACCAACCUCUUUGUUUGAGCCUCACGGACAGUUUGGUUCACUAUUGUUAUCUGUUAUGUGAAUUGUGAUUGGAUUUAAUUGCCUCGGUACGCUGGUAUAUGGAAAUCAGGCAGAGUUUAAAACGUGCGCACAGCCGAUAAGCAAGCCCCCUCCCAUAGGGUUCCCUCGAUGAGUCAAGUGCAAAGGACCUCCAUUCAAUAAGAACACCACUAUCAACGUCUUUUAGGCCCACUAAAAAGACACAUUUAACAGUUUUCCUCAUAUAUUACAACAGUUAGAUUAUCCACUUUUCAGAAUAAGCCUGUAACUGAACAAAAUGUGGAAAAGGUAAAGCGCUCUAAAUACUUUUGGAAUGCACUGGAUAUUUAAUUUGUAAAUGUAAUGUACAUCAUCUUAAAAUUAUGUAAUGAAAGUAUAGGAUAUGUUCUUGUAUAGGAACACUUGUAUCUCUUCAUCUCAUUUGUUCAACACUAAGUGUAUUGAAAAUAUAUGUAUAUCAACUUCAGUUGAUUUGAUGUAUUCUGUGCUCAUACAUUUUCGACCACUAGUAGCAACUUCACAUCAAGUGAAACAGUGAUUUCUUGGUAUGGCUUUGACUAAAUGUACUUUUAAUAAAUACAUUAAAGUUCA
Esox lucius (northern pike) is the source of this 3284-nucleotide messenger RNA. RefSeq lists its product as uncharacterized. The transcript is spliced from 5 exons. Gene Ontology annotation, biological process: positive regulation of T cell proliferation; cell surface receptor signaling pathway; negative regulation of T cell proliferation. NCBI's taxonomy places the organism in Eukaryota, Metazoa, Chordata, Actinopteri, Esociformes, Esocidae. Gene Ontology annotation, cellular component: external side of plasma membrane. The record is from RefSeq and is a predicted model, not a curated record. The coding region runs from base 406 to 1215 and encodes 269 amino acids.